AUGCAUUGCAUCAGAAAACGAUCCCUCGCUGCCGUUUUGUAUGAUUUGUGUAAAACCUCUCAGCAACGAAUCGAUGAAUCCAAGCAAAUUACUUCGAUAUCUCGAGACAAACCAUCAUCAACAAAAGAAUAA
This is a messenger RNA of Soboliphyme baturini, 132 nucleotides long. The record is from the annotation of a GenBank genome assembly. NCBI's taxonomy places the organism in Eukaryota, Metazoa, Nematoda, Enoplea, Dioctophymatida, Soboliphymatidae.